AUGGUCAAACUGGAGUGGGCCGAAGCCCAAACGGUUGUGGCACCUCUUCUGCACUUUGCUUUUCUGCUCGUCGGACAACUGCUGGCCUGCUGCGUUACUCUUCGUUUACAGUCGUCAAUUUCAGAAAGUGAUGUUCAGGUGAUUGAUUCCAAGGGUAUGGAAGCAGCCUCUAAUCUGCCAUUGCCAGAUGCGUUUCUUCAGUUUCUCAACGAUAAUGGAAUCGAUCCUUGUAUCUAUACGGCCGCUGAUUUUCUCCCUCGUUAUGUUAGAUUAAAGCCCGGAUGUGAAGAGCAAGUCGAAGUAAUCGAAGCUGACAUUAGAUGUAAGCUUGAGAAAGUCGAAUGGUUACCCAACUUCUAUUCGUUACCGCCCCACAUUCAGAUUGCUAGCUCAAAAUCAUAUCAGGAAGGACAGAUAUACGGAAUCGAUGCAGCAUCCGGAGCUGCAGUUUCAGCUUUGAAUAUCUCACCUGGAGAUCACGUUCUUGAUCUUUGUGCUGCUCCAGGUGCUAAACUUUGCAUGAUAUUAGAACUACUUGGAAACUCAGGUUCCGUAACCGGUGUCGAUGUGGCAAGACACCGGUUAGCCGCUUGUAGAACUCUGGUCCAGAAAUACUCACUCGGUGAUCAUUGCCGUCUCUUUGUCGCUAACGGAGCUGAAUUUUCUCUCGUCCCGAUCCGUGUUGAUUCCGACAUUAAAUCUUUGAACAGGGAAUUCGGUAUGAAAGGAGAUGAGUUUUUGUACAAGGAGUGGACAUCUAGGAAGCCGUAUAAGGAAAGAAAAAAGGCGAUUAAAGAACGGGAAAAGGGCUCGUUGCAGUUGAAUCAAGACCCGGAACUGAUAUAUUAUGGGCGGCAUUCUGGGGUUGUUGGAUUGAGUAAAACCGAUUUGUUUAAAACUGUUUCAACUCCUGAGAUCUCACAAUACGGUUAUGAUAAGGUACUUGUGGAUGCAGAGUGCACCCAUGAUGGUUCAAUUAAACAUAUCCAGAAGUUUGAAAACUGGGGAUGGACAACUCUAGAGCGUCGGGUUUUGGAUGCGGAGAGAACCGAUGAUUUGACUGUUCUUCAGUUUCGGCUUUUGACUAAUGGUUUCAAGUUACUAAAAGCGGGAGGGUAUCUUGUUUACAGCACCUGCAGUUUAACUUAUGCUCAGAACGAAGACAUUGUUGAGAAAUUUCUUUCUCUAAAUCCAUGUGCUGAGUUGUUGGACAUAGAUGGUUCAGAAUGUUGGCCCUGCAAGAGUGGACGGAUACCGAAAACUUUGCGGUUUGAUCCAUUGACUUCUAGAACAAGUGGCCUUUUUGUUGCCAAGUUCACAAAACAUCCAGAAAGAUAACCAAGUUUUCAGAGCCUGAAUGGUGCCGGAAGUGAGGUUCCUAAUGGCAGAGUUUGUGCAGUUAGUUAUUGUACCAUGAACCCAAUUUAUUAGUAACUAUCCCUCCCUGCAAGAAAUGGUCAUCUGACAUGGAACAAAACAAGUGUCAAAUUAUUAUAGUAUUAAGAAAAUAGGUACAUAUUUCCAGUUUCCUGUAAAAUGUUACUCCGUUUGUUAAAAGCGUGGAGAUGCAGUUAAGACUUUCAAAAGUCAAAUGAACACUUAUGUAUUUUUGUUAUUGCAACUUAAACUUGAUGGGCUUCUAAUUUUCAA
Messenger RNA from Helianthus annuus (common sunflower), 1650 nucleotides. Its product is annotated as multisite-specific tRNA:(cytosine-C(5))-methyltransferase trm4b. Bases 1 to 1338 code for a protein of 445 amino acids. The transcript is spliced from 10 exons. Gene Ontology annotation, molecular function: methyltransferase activity. The record is from RefSeq and is a predicted model, not a curated record. NCBI's taxonomy places the organism in Eukaryota, Viridiplantae, Streptophyta, Magnoliopsida, Asterales, Asteraceae. Gene Ontology annotation, biological process: RNA methylation.